GUCACAGCCAAGCUCAUGAUGCGACGUGCCGCUGCCGCCUGCCCGCCACCGGGUCAUACGUGGCCGCCUCUUGGAGCUUGCUGACUCUCCCGCCUGUCUUUCUUACUCUCUCACUCUCACAGUUACAGCUAGCAAUCACAACCAUGUCCUUCGCAGGCCUCAAUACCGGCAACAACCUCAGCCUCUACGCCGUCCCCGCGGCCUUCGGCCUCGCGCUCGCGCCGCACGUCUACGCUCUCGCCCUCGUCACUCUCAACAAGCCUCCUGGCGCCAAGGGCUUUGACUUCAGCUUCCCCCCUAACACUCGCAAGGGCAUUUCCGAGUCUCGCCUCUCGCCCACCGACCAGGAGCGCUACCUCCGCGCCGAGGCCGCAAACGACAACAACUUCGUCGGGCUCGGCUUCUUCGCCGCCGCCGUGGCCGUCGGUAACGUCGCUCGCCUCCCUACCGCCGUGCUCAACCGCGCCGCAAGUGUCUACCUCACCUCGCGCCUCGCGUACAACCUCCUCUACAUUCUCGGGACGAACAACGCCGCUGGUCUCGCCCGUACCGUAGCUUGGUUCACCGGUAGCCUUAGCUGCAUCAGCCUCUUCUGGGAGGCUGGGCACAAGCUCGCCCCGCUCUAGCCGUUGCCGUUCCCGUCGCCGUCGGAAGGAGUAACCGUAGGAAGCAAUUACAAUGAUACAUGUCGGAAGUACAGUUGUGGGCUUGAGGCGUGCGGGUCGGGCUGUGUCGAGCUUGAUUAUCUUC
Messenger RNA from Cutaneotrichosporon oleaginosum, 750 nucleotides. RefSeq lists its product as uncharacterized. Gene Ontology annotation, cellular component: membrane. The record is from RefSeq and is a predicted model, not a curated record. NCBI's taxonomy places the organism in Eukaryota, Fungi, Basidiomycota, Tremellomycetes, Trichosporonales, Trichosporonaceae.